AGCUGAUCGGAGAGACACCACUCUGCCAGCCCUUUCCUACAAAUCGCAAUCACUUCCUACCCCCCCUCUUUAGCAUAUUUGAUCACUUUGAUUCCCAGCUCUUGCCUUUUAUUUGAGCUUUUUUAUUCUGCAUGAAGGAUGUCCAGCAGCAGCAGCAGGCUGUGAACUGUUUCCCUUUAUUAUUGUUGUUGUUAUUAUUGUUAUUAUUAUUUGCUGCUGGAGAGUGGACUUCUUUUCAUGUUGUGAGGCAGCUCGGAGGAAGAAGCCCUAGGAAGGAAGGAAAUCUGAGCAAAAGUCUACAGCUUUGCCCCCACUGCUGGAGAAUAAAUUCCCCCAUUCUGGUUGUCAGCGCUGGAGAAGAGCUGGUCUCCCCAGUCUGGCUGUAAUCCUUAACCCUUCCUCUCUACCCAUUCCCAUGGCUUUUCUGAAUGGCUGACUGUGAUGUUCCCAGGACCUGGCCCCCUGCACUAAGUCUGCUGCCCCUCAGCUGCUCAGAGACAUUCCCACCAAGUCUGCAGAUACUCGGCCAGAAGAGCUCACUAUUCUGUUGAUCCACGUCUGACUCUUUGGUUUGCUUUUUUUUCCUUCGUACCCCCUCCCCCAUUUUUUUGUAUUAUUUAUUAUUAAAGCUGCCUCAUCAGAAUCCCCAUACCAUCAUAAGAAAAAGGGGGAAAAGCAUCCAGUGUGGAAACGGUUUCCAAUAGAUAUGGCAAUGGUAGUGGGUGCGUGGCGAGACCCCCAAGACGAUGUGCCAGGAACUCAACCUUCUCAGGCGCCUCCAGGGCAAGGACCAGCUGGGGCACCUCACACCCCACAGACCCCAGGGCAAGGGGUGCCCUCUACGACCCCAGCUCAAUCCAACCAGUCCAGCCAGAACAGCCAGAACCAAGAAAAACAACAGCAGCAGCAGCACAUAGAGUGUGUAGUUUGUGGGGACAAAUCGAGUGGCAAACACUACGGCCAGUUUACUUGUGAAGGUUGCAAGAGCUUCUUCAAGAGAAGUGUCAGGAGGAAUUUGAGUUACACUUGUCGUGCCAACAGGAACUGCCCUAUAGACCAGCACCACCGCAAUCAGUGUCAAUACUGUCGCCUCAAAAAAUGUCUCAAAGUUGGCAUGAGACGGGAAGUUUCUUCUUUAUUUACUGCAGCCGUACAGAGGGGCAGAAUGCCACCCACACAGCCUACACAUGGUCAGUUCGCCUUGACAAAUGGGGACCCACUCAACUGCCAUUCCUACUUAUCCGGAUAUAUAUCCCUUCUUCUGAGAGCAGAACCCUACCCGACCUCUAGAUUUGGCAGCCAGUGCAUGCAACCCAACAACAUUAUGGGCAUCGAGAACAUUUGUGAACUGGCAGCCAGGAUGCUCUUUAGUGCUGUGGAGUGGGCAAGGAACAUUCCCUUCUUCCCAGACCUGCAGAUCACAGACCAGGUGGCACUUCUCAGGCUGACCUGGAGUGAGUUAUUUGUACUCAACGCUGCCCAGUGCUCAAUGCCCCUCCACGUAGCCCCUCUGCUGGCCGCAGCUGGUCUCCACGCCUCCCCCAUGUCUGCGGACAGAGUGGUCGCCUUUAUGGACCACAUACGAAUCUUCCAAGAGCAAGUAGAAAAACUGAAAGCAUUGCACGUUGACUCUGCAGAAUACAGUUGUUUAAAGGCUAUAGUUCUCUUCACUUCAGAUGCCUGUGGCCUUUCAGAUGUUGCCCAUGUGGAAAGUUUGCAGGAAAAGUCUCAAUGUGCAUUGGAAGAAUACGUUAGAAGCCAGUACCCCAACCAACCUACAAGAUUUGGAAAACUGUUACUUCGCCUACCUUCACUUCGCACUGUCUCCUCCUCUGUCAUAGAGCAAUUGUUUUUCGUCCGUUUGAAUGAAGAAACUUCUGAUAAAUUUGAACCAGAUCCUAAAGUGUUCAUUAACAAUUAUUGAGACAUAAACAAGAACAACAGGACGUUAUCAAUAAAACCUUCCAGAGGCGGUUUUUUCAAAUAUGAAAAAUGGGGGAAAACGUUUUCAGUAAUUGUUAGAUGAAUUGUAACAAUACCAGGUGAUAUGUAGUCCAGCAAAAUUGUGUUUUUUUACACUUAUGUGAGUAACACAAGAGAUCUAUUUCUGUACAAUAAAGCAGACAAUAUAAGUGCUAUGUUUCACCUACCAUGAGAUGAACUCAUCUGGUUUUAUAAAAGCAAUACAAGCAUCACUGAUUUCCCAAUACUGUUCAUUUAUCUAAUUGGACUUGUCUCUUGUAACUGUGUCUUUAAAUGUGUUUAAUUUGAAAUCAUUUAUUUAUGUAUUUGUCUGUUUAUUUAUUAACCAAUCACAUCCAAGGCAAUGCUGAGGUUGUUUUAACCUAUUGGUGAAACAGACAAUGCCUGUUCUAAAUUUAGUGUGUCUACAAAAUGAAUAUUAGUUGUAAUAAAUACCCAUGAAAUCAGAAUGAAUGGCGCAAAAGGUUAAAUGUGUAUGUUCCAGCAAAUCAUUUCAUGUAAACUUAUUUGCAAUAUAAAACAAUGAUUGUUAAUUAAACGUAUUACUGAAAUGUGAAA
Molecule: messenger RNA, 2541 nt
Organism: Bombina bombina (fire-bellied toad)
Lineage: Eukaryota; Metazoa; Chordata; Amphibia; Anura; Bombinatoridae
Gene: NR2F2
Product: nuclear receptor subfamily 2 group F member 2
Exons: 4
Coding region: 707-1924 (405 amino acids)
Biological process (GO): cell differentiation; anatomical structure development; negative regulation of transcription by RNA polymerase II
Molecular function (GO): nuclear receptor activity; RNA polymerase II cis-regulatory region sequence-specific DNA binding; retinoic acid binding
Source: RefSeq, a predicted model, not a curated record